Messenger RNA from Fonsecaea monophora, 1533 nucleotides. RefSeq lists its product as hypothetical. NCBI's taxonomy places the organism in Eukaryota, Fungi, Ascomycota, Eurotiomycetes, Chaetothyriales, Herpotrichiellaceae. The record is from RefSeq and is a predicted model, not a curated record. Gene Ontology annotation, molecular function: NADP binding; flavin adenine dinucleotide binding; N,N-dimethylaniline monooxygenase activity. The coding region runs from base 1 to 1533 and encodes 510 amino acids. The transcript is spliced from 11 exons.
AUGGGCUCUUAUGUCGACCCGCAUAUCCCUCCUGUACCUCAACCGCCAGAUGCGACUCGGACUGAUCCCGUCUCCAAUCUAUACCUACGUCAGUUACAGACCGCUCUUACGUUUGAACCGAAUCCGAAUUGGACACACUUCUAUGCUCACGGGGCCGAGAUCCAAGGUUACUUUCAAGCGUUCGCGCGAAAAUACGACCUCGAGCGCUAUAUCAGGCUCAAUUCCCGUGUUCAGAGCACAGUCUGGGACGAUGAGCUGGGCGUGUGGAAGAUUACCCUUCUAGACACUGUCACUGGAGAGCGUGUGGAGGAUUGGGCGCAUGUUGUUAUCAACGGGACCGGGAUUCUCAACACUUGGACAUGGCCAGAGAUUCUAGGAUUGAAGGACUUCAAGGGCCCUGUGAUGCACUCGGCGCAGUGGAAUCACAAAGUCGAUUUUGCAGGGAAAUCAGUUGGGGUGAUUGGAAAAGGUUCAUCUGCUGUACAGAUCGUGCCCCAGCUUCAGCCAGUUACCAAACAUCUCGACAUCUUUAUGCGUCCUGAAGGCACUUGGAUAUCGCCUCCAUUUGGCUUCGGGACACUCGGCGACGAAUUCAGGAGGGAGGAUAACGACCCUUCUUCGAGACAAUACACGUUUUCCGAGGAGCAGAAGAAAUUCUACGCCGACCACCCAGACGAGCACUUGCGACUCAGAAGGAAGAUUGAAGCGGAGAUAAAUAUAAGUAAGAUGCGUGUUUUCCUUUGCCCUUCUGUUGGACACGUCGGAGUUGACACAAAAGCGCUCAUUCCUACCUGGGCUCCAGGCUGCCGCCGCGUCACUCCGGGAGACGGGUUUUUGGAAGCCCUCGUAAAAGACAAUGUCCAAUGCGUCUUCAGCGGAAUCCAGAAGAUUACCCCAGAAGGAAUCCUCACCGAGGACGGCACCCACCAUAAAUUCGACAUUCUUGUCUGCGCUACAGGCUACAAGCCGGCCUUCGGACCUGCUUGGGAGGUUGUCAAUGGGCGAGGAAAGACGCUCAAAGAGGACUGGGAGCCAUACGGAGGACCCAAUAUCUAUAUGGGACUUUCGUGCCCACGAUUUCCCAACUUUUACACCAUCGUCGGUGCAUGCGCGACAUGGUCCAACGGUACUUUGCUACCUUCGAUCGAGACGAGUAUCGAGUACUCUAUCCAAUGCAUGAACAAGAUCCAGUCCGAAGGUAUCAAGAAAAUGGAAUUGAAACAAGAGGCUCUCGAUGAGCUGUAUCUUCACAUGGAUACCUUCCACAAGGCAACGGUUUUCCAAGAGCCGUGCAGAAGCUGGUUCAAAAGCGGUACAAAGGAUGCAAGAAUCUAUCUUUGGCCUGGUGGAACAUUGCAUUUCCUCAAGACCAUCAAGACUCCGCGGUACGAAGACUACGAUAUCCACUAUCUCAACCAGCGCUGCCGCUUUGCAUUCUUGGGCAGCGGUGAUGUCAAGGCGCAGCAGACGGGGGACAUUAACAAAAUGUCACCGUACAUUCGGAACUCGGAUACGCCGUGGGAGAUUGAAUGA